AUGUCCUACUGGACGACAGUAAAAUGCUUCUGCGAGGACCAAGUUUCGGUCGGGUUUGGCAUUUGCAUGGUUCGUCAUCUUUCAACACCAGCCAAGUAUCUCGAGGACUCUAGACGAUCGCGAUACGUCUGUCAGGGUGUCGGGGUGUGGCAGGAUUUCGCUGCUGCGCCUAUCAUACCGCCAGCCAACCCAUCUAUGUAUACGUCCUUCUGCGGGGUCCAAGUUUUGGUCGGGUUUGGCAUUCGCAUGGUUCGUCAUCUUUCAACACCAGCCAAGUAUCUCGAGGACUCUAAACGAUCGCGAUACGUCUGUCAGGGUGUCGGGGUGUGGCAGGAUUUCGGUGCUGCGCCUAUCAUACAGCCAGCCAGCCCAUCAAGUUAUAUCCUGUCAGGCUCGAAACACAAUGACGGAAGUAAUCCCCACCCCGCUCCGAACCAAGAAGUGACUGCAAUGAGGAGACAAGUCCAAACCAGCUUCAUGUCCUACAAAAUUUCGUCACUUCCGCAGUGA
Molecule: messenger RNA, 510 nt
Organism: Puccinia graminis f. sp. tritici CRL 75-36-700-3
Lineage: Eukaryota; Fungi; Basidiomycota; Pucciniomycetes; Pucciniales; Pucciniaceae
Exons: 2
Coding region: 1-510 (169 amino acids)
Source: RefSeq, a predicted model, not a curated record